This is a messenger RNA of Blumeria graminis f. sp. triticale, 5358 nucleotides long. NCBI's taxonomy places the organism in Eukaryota, Fungi, Ascomycota, Leotiomycetes, Helotiales, Erysiphaceae. The record is from the annotation of a GenBank genome assembly.
AUGUCUUUUGAAAUUUCCGAUGGACACUGGAAUCCAGCAUUUAGGCCUAAUUCCAAUAAAGAUCGUCCAUAUCUCACACAUGUGUCCCCAACAUCACAAGCCUUACAACAAGAAUCAAAACUUCAAACUGGUCUUCAACAACAAGAUGAAGAUGUUCAAACACCGGAUGUGCGUAAGACAACUGCAAUAGAGAACCCAUCUGUUAAAAGAGUGCAAGAAUUAAACCUGGAACAUGAGUCAACGAGUCAUCAGAUCAAACUCAAGUACAAAAAUAAUGAAGAUAUUACAAAGGUAGAACAGUGCAGUGGGAGUGGUAUUGUUUCGAAACCAAGCCAUCAAAUCCAAAAUGAAGAAGGUUACAAAGAGGGUUUCAAAGAGGAAAACACUGGUCCGAUAAGAUCCCCUACCAAGCACAACAGUACCCUUUCCUUCGCCCGAACUAUAUCUGAAGAAGUUACCUGGACGGAUGAUGAAAUUGAUCAUGACUGGAAGUUGCAAAGAACAGAUACGCUCUUUGGUAUUAUGGAGAAGUCAGACCUUACCGACUCAAACUCUAAAGCUUCAACAGAGCUUGAUGUUCAGAGCCACAUCAUCAAUAAUAUUCAAGCGAUCAAAGAGGUAAAUGAAGAUAACGAACAGAAUUUUGGAUUUAGUUGUAUAGAAACAUCACUCCAAAAUAGGGGAAACGAUAGUAAUGCCGAUACUCUAUUCCAACACCAAAAAAAUGACCUUUUCAACCUUUUCCAAGAGGAUAAAGAUCUAGGACAGAAAAUAGCCACAAAAGAUGUUCCGGUUAACUUAUCCGCACAACAGCCACGGGAUUUAGACUUCCUUUCAAAUCAUGAGGCAGACGAUUCGAACUUUUUUGAACUUGUGGGAAAUUUAGGUAUGACGGUGAAUAACCAAAUAUCUACACAAUCAAAUCCAGAAUCCACAUCUCAGAUAGUGGAUCCCGGUUUUUCUAAACCUAAAGACACAAAUAAAUUCGAAAAUGAGUCAAAUCAUGAGUACACUCAGAUAAAUCCUGAACAAAGUAAUGGUGCCCUUGAAUCAACUACCACCAUGGAUUCCUUAUCUUUUCCGCGAGAACCAAACGAAAUAAACACAACCAGACUAGGUAGUAUUGAAAACUGCGAGCCAGCAUCUACGGAUGAAGAUUUAGUUGCGAAAUGGAAAGCAGCCUUUUCUGAUGACCAAGCCAACGACGACUUCCUGGAAACCGAUCAGCUUUUAUCUGAUAGUGAAGAUCUAAAUGAAAAUCAAAAAGACCGAAAUGAAGUUGAUCCAGCGGCAUUAUUUGGGAGCGACGAUGAAGGCUUCCUAGAGGAUAUUCAAGAAAAUUCUUCAAGUGUGCUCGUGCAACCAACAAACCUCCCUGCCCAAAAAUCAGUAACAAUUCCGUCAGCUGGUGGAAUAAAUAGCGUAGCUAGAAAAGAAGAUUCGAUUUACCCUGGCAGAAGCAGCAGUAACUACAGUCUUUAUGCUCCAAUUAGUAAUGAAAUAGUUGAUCCUUUAUCAAAAUCUAGUUACCUACCUCAAAAUCCACACUAUGCAAGCAUAUCAGAUACUCCGAAAACUUCGGCUGUGAUCUCAUCCCUCACAUCUAAGCCAGCUGUUACAAUUCCACCACCACCAAAAUCCAUCCGACCAGAUAUGCCAGAAGCCAAAAGCUUUGCCAAAAUGUCUAAAGGAGGCUACUCAUCCCCAUACGACCUACCCCUCGAAUUUUUGCCCAAGAAACGCGGGAAUCUUCAGCAGAUAAGUAGUGGCAUUCCUCCGCAAGCUAUAGUUCCACCUCCAAGAAAUAGUAGCCUGUACAGCCCGCCACCAGUACCAAUAAAUCUUCCAGAAGGAACACCCCAACCCCAGACAUCUCCUGAUGUUCAAUCCGAAGUAAGACCUAAUAAUCCACGUGGUGGCUUUUUCAAAGACUUGCCACCUGCGAAUACUUCAUUCACUACGAGAAGUCCCGGCCCAUAUACUCCGGAUCUAACAAGUACGUUUAAUAAUCCACAAAUGAUUUCUCAAUCUAAACUAGACUCUUCCAAAAUGUCUUCAUCACAAGCUCAGCAAAGUCCAGGUAUCUCUCAAGGUUCAUUCAUACAUCAGGGACUUGUACAACCGGAACGAGUUGGUCCAUAUUCAUCAAUAUCAGCAUUAAAUCCAUCUACCCCACCACCUCUGGUACACUGUCAAACUGUACCAAUACAGGCACAUCAUCAAGUUAGAAAUAAACCUGAAUUCCAUGCUGGAAUUAAGAAAUACGUCCCUUCUUUGAAGACCCCUCUUUCAUCAUCUACAAACAUUUAUUCCUACGAGGCUCAACAUUCAAGUCCACAAGCUUCUAUUCCGAAUGGUCAAGACACAGAACUAGCUGAAACCUCUCAUGUUCAAUUAAAUAGCUACGACCAUAAUCAAACUACUUUCAUGCAUGAGCCACCCAUAGCACCGCUCUCAACGAGUGAGGAGUCAAUUGAGUAUGAAUCAAUGCAACCAAGCCAAAAGAAAAGUAAUCAACCUAGAAUUCAAGAAAGAUCUGUCACACUAGAUUACAAGAACUUGCCUCCCUCCAGCUCUAUGUCCCAAUUCCAAAGUCCACCCUCAAAGAAUUAUUACUCAAAUUUCACACGUCAGAAUAACAGCAGCUCCCCUGAAUUUGCUCCGCCACAGAGGUCACGAACUCAAUCACCAAGAUCUACAGUUCUCGGCUCGUACCAUAAAUUUGCAACAUCAGAAAAAUUAAAACGACCUGCUUCUGUGAAACCUAUUCCUUCGGAAUCAAGAUCUUUGUCUGGUCGUCAGAAUAACUAUCAAAACGAUGCAAUAUUUUCACAGGUAAUGGCAGGAGUGACCCCGCAGAAAACAGGCCAAAAUGACCAAGUCACUGAUCAAAGUAUUGACCCUCUUAAAAUACGUAAAGGAUCAGUCAUAUUUGCCUGGGGUUCAGGUGGUACAAUUGUGACAUCCUUUCCCAGAGCUAUGCCAAGAUAUACGAUGAAUGAAACUGCCCCAAUAAUGAUGCGAAGUUCGGGAGAAAUUAAAAUCCAAAACGUCAAGACAAUGGAACUUCUUGGUCCACUUCAUGCCAAAUUUCCGGGACCACUAAAAGGCAAAGCAAAGAAAAAAGAAAUAUUAGCAUGGUUAACAAGUGGUAUUGACCUCCUUCAGUUGAAUGUCUCAAGUUCAAAAAUAGCUCUCUUAUCCAUUGAGGACAAGCGAUUGAAGGAGCGUGUUCUCUUAUGGCAAAUCCUUCGGAUAUUUAUUGAACAGGAUGGUAUUCUAGAUGGAAAAUCUAACGUUGAAAAGGCGGUGCUAGAGGUACUUUCUUCUGGGCUUGAAAAUGAAGAUGGGCUCGAUACCCAUCUCUAUGCUAAUGGUGUAGAAUUGAUUGGGAAUCCUAAUACUUUAAUAAAGCCAUGCCCUGAAUCUUCUAUUGUUAAAACAGAAUCUGUUGAUAUUGUUACAAUUGAUGAAAUGAAAAAAUUUCUCCUCCAUGGCGAACGAGAAAAAGCGAUAUGGGAAGCCGUCGAUAAAAGACUUUGGGCACACGCCCUUCUUAUGGCCAAUUCCGUGUCUCGGGACCUAUAUAAACAAGUUGCCCAGGAAUUUAUACAAAAAGAGGUCAAGGAUAUCGGAGAAAAUACUCAGUCACUUGCAGCGCUGUACGAAAUAUUUGCAGGGAAUUUCGAAGAGAGUAUCGAUGAGCUGGUAGCUCCAUCUGCACGUGCUGGCUUUCAAAUGGUGAGCACUGUGAAGGGUACAGAACCAUCGAAAGACGCUUUAAACGGCCUCGAUAGAUGGCGUGAAACCCUUAUUCUUGUUUUAAAUAACCGAAGCGCAGAAGAUCAUCGUGCUUUGAUUUCUUUGGGGAAUUUACUUGCUGGCUACGGUCGUGUCGAGGCAGCUCACAUUUGCUUUUUUUUUGCAAAAAAUCACGCUAUAUUCGGCGGAAUUGAUGAUCCUCAGACAAACAUUGUACUAGUUGGCUCAGAUCAUCUGAGACAACCCUACGAAUUUGAUAGAGAUCUAGAACCAAUUCUUCUUAGUGAAGUCUUUGAGUAUGGAAAUUCCCUUGCCGGCUCUACUGCCAGUUUAGCGUCAAAUCCUCAUCUUACUGUAUAUAAAUUGCAACAUGCAAAAGUACUCGCAGAGAAUGGGCUUCACGAAAAAGCUUUACAAUACUGUGAGAAUAUUGCUUCCUCAAUUACCUCGCAAACUAGAAGAUCGCCUUAUCAUCAUAACUUAAUUUUAUCCGAAUUGGAUGAUCUUAGUACAAGGCUUAAACAAUCUCCAAAAGAUGACUCGGGGUCAUGGAUAUCCAAACCCAGCAUCGAUAAAGCAAAAGGUUCAGUUUGGGCUACCUUUAACAAAUUUGUUGCUGGGGAAGAUACCAGCACUUUAGAGUCUCCAUCAAAUCCAUCUACGACUAUUGAAGCAGGAAUUUUCGCAAGAAUGGCCAGAGAAACCCCUACUAUCAGUCGAACUACAUCUAGCUCAGAAAUUCCUGGUCAUUUCUAUGGUAACAUUUCCUCGCCUAUUAAUUCAACCUCACGAUAUGCGCCGAGUAAUAACUACAUUUCAGAAUUUAAAGAACCGAAUUCUGCUAGCUCCCAUGGAUCUCAACCCCGUCGGUCAGUUGAAAUUGAGUAUGAAAAAGAGAAACUUUUGGAUACUCCUGUCAACGACAAAUCUUCUGAAAAAACUAGGGCUGAGAAAGACCGGGAAACAGACGAGGCUUUCCGACGUGCUGCAGAAGCUGAUGAAAAAAGAUCUAAGGAUUCAGCACCAGCUAAGAAAGGCUGGGGUCUCGCUGGAGGGUUCACUGGCUGGUUCGGUGGUGGCUCAAAAAAAGUUCAGGACUCGAAUUUACCAAACAAACCUAUUCGUGCUAAGCUUGGCGAGGCAUCCUCCUUUGUUUAUGAUACGGAACUAAAGCGAUGGGUAAAUAAAAAAGCGGGCACCGAAGAGACAGAUACCAAACGUCCUAUGCCUCCACCUCCGAGAGCGACUCAGUCCCCACGACCAGGAAAUAAGCCUUUGCCUCCCACUAGAUCAGCUUCAGCUACAGCAUCAAACGUAAAAACUGGUCCAUCUGUCGGCUCUGAGAGGCCAGAAGAUAAGAUAACCAGCACUGCAAGCUUAAAUACCUCGAGCUCAAGUAUGUCCGGGAACGUUGAGGCUUUGAGGAUAGUGUCAAAUGGAUCAUUUAAACCCCCAAGUCGACCAGGCACUGGCAUGAGCAAUGCAAGUAGCAUUGAUGAUUUACUUGGCCCGCCCACUCUGGGCCGGAAGGCUGGCCUGAAGGCGAAGAAAAAAGGCAGAGGAUAUGUUGAUGUCAUGAGUGAAAAAGCAUCAUGA